Messenger RNA from Volvox carteri f. nagariensis, 1184 nucleotides. RefSeq lists its product as uncharacterized. The transcript has 2 exons. The coding region runs from base 1 to 1005 and encodes 334 amino acids. Lineage: Eukaryota; Viridiplantae; Chlorophyta; Chlorophyceae; Chlamydomonadales; Volvocaceae. The record is from RefSeq and is a predicted model, not a curated record.
AUGCUCAGGUCUUCUCUAGUCGUGUCAAAGGUGAUUACACAAAGUUGUAUAGAGUCAACUGCGGCGGAAAACAGCGGGAUGCUGUUCAGCAGGGGCAGGGGGCCGCAGCCAGCACAGCAGCUUGGCAGCGGCGUCAACGGCGUCAACGACUAUGGCGCCGCCGGCCCUUCGACAAUCAGCCUUAACGAUGGUCAUGGGGCCAGCGGGAUGGGGGGGCGCAGGGGCGGGGGUUUGCUGCCAGCACAGCAGCUUGGCAGCGGCGUCAACGACUAUGGCGCCGCCGGCCCUUCGACAAUCAGCCUUAACGAUGGUCAUGGGGCCAGCGGGAUGGGGGGGCGCAGGGGCGGGGGGGUGCAGCCAGCACAGCAGCUUGGCAGCAGCGUCAACGGGGUCAACGACUAUGGCGCCGCCGUCCCUUGGACAAUCAACCUUGACGAUGAUCACGGGGCCAGCGGAAUGCAGUCCAGCAGGGGCAAGAGGGCGCAGCCAGCACAGCAGCUUGGCAGCGGCGUCAACGGCGUCAACGACUAUGGCGCCGCCGGCCCUUCGACAAUCAGCCUUAACGAUGGUCAUGGGGCCAGCGGGAUGCUGUUCAGCAGGGGCAGGGGGCCGCAGCCAGCACAGCAGCUUGGCAGCGGCGUCAACGGCGUCAACGACUAUGGCGCCGCCGGCCCUUCGACAAUCAGCCUUAACGAUGGUCAUGGGGCCAGCGGGAUGCUGUUCAGCAGGGGCAGGGGGCCGCAGCCAGCACAGCAGCUUGGCAGCGGGUCAACGGUGUCAACGACUAUGGCGCCGCCGGCCCUUCGACAAUCAGCCUUAACGAUGGUCAUGGGGCCAGCGGGAUGGGGGGGCGCAGGGGGGGGGGGGCGCAGCCAGCACAGCAGCUUGGCAGCGGCGUCAACGGGGUCAACGACUAUGGCGCCGCCGUCCCUUGGACAAUCAACCUUGACGAUGGUCACGGGGCCAGCGGGAUGCAGUUUUGGGGGGCUACAAUGUAUGUGUUGAGCCCUGUACUGUGAUAACCGUAGCUACAAACUAGUUCGGAUCUGUUAACUCAGGGUUUCUCAUGUGGUACGACAAAUCUGAUUGGUCGUCACUUGCAGUCGUACUGUAGGUUCAAAGGACCUGGGUGUAUGGUUUUUAACUCUUGAAUUUUGCUUAUGCUUUAAUUCAUCAUGCGGCUG